Calypte anna (Anna's hummingbird) is the source of this 5009-nucleotide messenger RNA. It is a transcript of the gene ADD1, whose product is annotated as adducin 1. Gene Ontology annotation, biological process: positive regulation of establishment of endothelial barrier; positive regulation of adherens junction organization; barbed-end actin filament capping. The coding region runs from base 170 to 2941 and encodes 923 amino acids. Lineage: Eukaryota; Metazoa; Chordata; Aves; Apodiformes; Trochilidae. Gene Ontology annotation, molecular function: actin filament binding. The record is from RefSeq and is a predicted model, not a curated record. Gene Ontology annotation, cellular component: cytoskeleton; focal adhesion; adherens junction. The transcript is spliced from 17 exons.
CUCGGUGGCUGUGGGGGAGGAGGGAGCGGCGGGAGGCGGAGCGCGGUGCUGGGGCAGCGGCGGCGGAGAGAAGCUUGGUCCGGGGCGAAGCGGCUGUAGCGGACCCUUCUUUCCCGCUCCCUUCUUGCUGCUCGUUCUCAUCUGUGCUCGGGUUCCUAAAAACUGUGCUAUGAAUGGUGAUUCUGGUGUGGGGGUGGUGACUUCACCACCUCCAACAACAGCCCCUCAUAAAGAGAGGUAUUUUGAUCGAGUUGAUGAAAAUAAUCCGGAUUAUUUGAGAGAGAGGAACAUGGCACCUGACCUUCGCCAGGAUUUUAACAUGAUGGAGCAGAAGAAGAGAGUUUCCAUGAUUCUGCAAAGCCCAGCUUUUUGUGAAGAACUGGAAUCUAUGAUCCAGGAACAAUUUAAGAAGGGGAAGAACCCAACAGGUUUAUUGGCUUUACAGCAGAUUGCAGAUUUCAUGACAACAAAUGUACCAAAUGUGUACCCAGCAGCACCACAAGGAGGAAUGGCUGCAUUAAACAUGAGUCUUGGCAUGGUGACACCAGUGAAUGAUUUGAGGGGGUCAGAUUCCAUUGCUUAUGAAAAAGGGGAGAAGUUGUUACGAUGUAAAUUGGCAGCUUUCUACAGAUUAGCAGAUCUCUUUGGCUGGUCUCAGCUUAUUUACAAUCAUAUAACAGCCAGAGUAAACUCUGAGCAGGAGCACUUCCUCAUUGUACCUUUUGGACUCCUCUAUAGUGAAGUUACUGCAUCUAGUCUGGUUAAAAUCAAUAUUCAGGGAGAUGUAGUUGAUCGUGGAAGCACUAACUUGGGAGUAAACCAAGCUGGUUUUACUUUGCACUCUGCAAUUUACGCAGCUCGGCCUGAUGUGAAAUGCAUUGUUCAUAUCCAUACGCCAGCAGGGGCAGCGGUUUCUGCAAUGAAGUGUGGUCUCUUGCCAAUUUCACCUGAAGCACUUUCUCUAGGGGAAGUAGCUUAUCAUGACUACCAUGGUAUUUUAGUGGAUGAUGAAGAAAAGGUUGUUAUUCAGAAAAAUUUGGGACCCAAAAGCAAGGUCCUUAUUCUCAGAAAUCAUGGCUUAGUAUCUGUUGGAGAGACCGUUGAGGAGGCUUUCUACUAUAUUCAUAAUCUAGUUCUUGCCUGUGAGAUUCAAGUACGUACCCUGGCCAGUGCAGGAGGACCUGACAAUUUAGUGCUCUUAGAUCCUGGAAAGUAUAAAGCCAAGUCUCGUUCUCCUGAGUCUCCAUCAGGUGAGGGUACUGUGUCCCAUCCCAAGUGGCAGAUUGGUGAACAGGAAUUUGAAGCUCUUAUGCGAAUGCUUGAUAAUCUGGGUUACAGAACUGGCUAUCCGUAUCGAUGCCCUGCUCUGAGAGAGAAAUCUAAAAAGUACAGCGAUGUUGAGAUCCCAGCUAGUGUCACAGGUUACUCCUUUGCUAGUGAUGGCGAAUCAGGCACUUGCUCCCCCCUCAGACACAGUUUUCAGAAACAGCAGCGAGAGAAGACAAGGUGGCUGAACUCUGGCCGAGGGGAUGAUGCUUCUGAAGAAGGGCAGAAUGGCAGCAGUCCCAAGUCGAAGACUAAGGUGUGGACGAACAUUACACACGAUCACGUGAAACCCUUGCUGCAGUCUCUCUCGUCCGGUGUCUGCGUGCCAAGCUGUAUUACCAACUGCUUGUGGACUAAAGAGGAUGGACAUAGAACUGCCACCUCUGCUGUCCCUAACCUGUUUGUUCCAUUGAACACCAAUCCAAAGGAGGUCCAAGAAAUGAGGAACAAGAUACGAGAGCAAAAUUUACAAGAUAUUAAAACUGCGGGCCCUCAAUCACAGGUUCUUUCUGGGGUAGUUGUGGACAGGAGUCUCGUACAGGAUGCUCCCCUCUCAGACUGUACGGAAUCUAUUGAAGGGCUCGAUCUCACAGAGCAGGCCUUUAGUCCUGCUAAAUCUCUGUCUGUUAGAAAGGGAGAGCUGGUGACUGCAUCAAAGGCAAUAAUUGAGAAAGAAUAUCAACCAAAAGUCAUAGUGAGCACAACAGGACCAAAUCCCUUCAAUAAACUCACUGAUCGGGAGCUGGAAGAAUAUCGCAAAGAAGUAGAAAGAAAGCAGAAGGGACCAGAAGAUAAGAUAUCAAAAUGUGGAGAGACUGUGUUACUGAGACAGACACCAGCUGGGGAACAGAGUACAUUGCUUAGAAAUCAGAUCAUCAGUGAGCAAAAUACGUCAGAUAAAAAAUCUCUGGAUUUGAAAGGCAGAUCAAAAACCUUUCAAGGAACACAUACGAAGACUUUACGGGAUCGUGACGUAUCAUCACUGUCUAAAUCUUUAGAUAACACUCAGUUUCCUGCUGCAUGGGUUUCUUGUGAGACCACGCAGCAAAUCAUCACACAUCUUAACCAAGAAGAGCCAGAUGGGCAGAAGUUCACCCAUAAGGAAUUUCAUACUGCAGUGAUCAGAGCCUUAAGGUCCAAUCCUGACCUUUUGGCUGAGGCCUCAGAACCUUCAGAACAUGGCAGACAACAGAAAGAGAGAAGUCCCCCUGAUCACACCUCAGCUCGCACUCCUCCCAGUACACCCAUUAAAAUAGAGGAAGAGACACAGCAGGACCAGACUUACAAAGAUGACAGUGAUGCUGCAACUUUCAAGCAAACCCUCCCAGAUCUCACCCCUGAUGAGCCUUCAGAAGCACUCGGCUUCCCUCCCUUAGGGAAGGAGGAAGGGAGAUGUGAUGAAGUUGUGCCCAAAAGCCAAACGCAAUUGCCUGCAGUGGAAAAUAAGGAACCCCAAUCUCAAGCUGCUGAAGAGGCAGUAACACCAACAGCUGAGGAGGGGACAGCAGCUGAUGCAGGUAGUGAUGAAUCUCCAGGGAAGUCCCCAUCGAAAAAGAAAAAGAAGUUUCGCACUCCUUCCUUCCUGAAGAAGAGCAAAAAGAAGAGUGACUCCUAAAGGCCAAACACACUGCAGAAACACUGUCAUAUUUUAAAAUUUAUUAACCACUAGAAUGUACCAGAUCGUACCAAGUGUUUUGUCUUAUUAUGUAAAUGAAUGCAGCAAGUAAUCCAACCAGCCCCUCGAGUCAUGGCUUGAUUAAGAUUAUAACCCAAAACUAAUGUCCAAGAAGGUGCUAAUCUGGUGUUUUCAGCAGCUGCCACAGAUCUGAUCCCUUCUUUGUAAUCAAAUGUAAAUUACUUCCAAGUGGAAGGCUGUGAAUCACUUUUUAAUUUGAAGCCCACACUGCUUUGCAAAAGAAUAAAAAAAUUAUAUUCGCAAUUAAAAAUUAAACACACAUUGCUUACCACAAUGUUAUUUUCUAGUAUUCUGUUCCAAGUUGCAACUAAAUUUUCUUAUAUUGACUUUUGGAGAGGAUGCUUUUGCAGUGGUGAUUUCAAGGAGGGAUGUGUUCUUGAACUGACAGGUAAACUUCUGCAAGUUUGUGAUCACAAAUCAUUUUGGUCAAGCUUUGAGGCUGUCCAUUCCUUCCUCUCUUUCUUCCCUCUGAGUGUUGUAACAAAAUGAAGGUGUUUUUCACUUUAUUUUAUAACUGGCACUUGAAGUCAUCUUUGAUGUCUAGGACUGAAAUAACUGUGAUGUGUUCUGCUCAUGUUGUGUGUUGAAAGAGCCCAACCCUUUUAUUUUCUAGUAAAUACAGUUUAAAGGAAAUCUGUCUUUCAAUCACACCUCCCAGAGAAUCAGACAUAUGGUAAUUCGGCUGUUAGAAAAGGUUAAAAAGUAACUAUUAAAAGUAUUCCAGAAGUUUUUCAGCCAGUGGUGUGAAGCAUGGGCAGGUGUGUAUUUUGGGCCUUGGCACAGGGGUUUUCACCCUCUUAAAUCCCUUGGGUGCACAUGCAAACCUGUUGCAUAGAAACCCUGGUUAUGGCCUUUUGUGUUUGUUCCCUCCCAUGAUAAAAAUGAUAAUGCAUAAUGCUGAAUAUAUAAUCUUUUUUUGUAUUUUCACUUACAAAAACUGGCAUAUUUUUUUUCCUUUCCAGCAGUAAAGUACGGAAAUCUCAAGUAACUUUUAAUGUGUAUUUCCAUAGUUUGCUCUAAAUGUUUGUUUGAUAUGUAGCAUGGUAAAGAAAAUCACUUUCACCACCAAGUUCACUAUUUCCCAGUUAUUGCCAUGCUUCUGUCUAUCACUAAUAGUAACUGUAGUUUAAGAUCAGACAGGUGAAGCUUGUGGGAACUCUCCAGAAGCUGAGCACAAUUACCCCAGGCAGAACGGGGAAGGCUGGUGACCAUUUCUGGUGGUACCAGGAGGAACCACUGACACCCCAGUGAGAGGGAAAUGCACUGACUCACAGUAGGUGUCUGUAACAAACAAUAUGGAUGUAACCUUUUAGGACAAUACUAAAUAAUGCAGUUGGUAAAAGAGCAGAAAACUAAUGCCUUACACUUAGCAGAAAGCAGCGAGCGAGAGGUGGGCUGAGCAGUCGGAUGCAGCUAUGGAUGAGCAGGGCCUGCAUUAGGCUGGGAGGUGCUGACACCUCAGGCUGGUGUCAGGGAUCAGCUGGCAGGAGAAGGAGCUGUGAGGCUUCAGAGGAGAGCAGAGGCUUGGAGGUAGUGACUGAUGCCAGGAGAGCUGGGAGGUCACCUUUGUGCAGGGGUAGAGGCAGGGUGGGACAGGCAGCAGUGGAGCUGCAAACGUUCAGUCAGGACUGCAUGGCACGAAUGGCUUUCAGCUUGUACUUUAACCUUGUAUGUCCUCUGUACACUAGGAAGCAAACAAUACUUAUUUUGCUAAAUUGUGUUUUCUUGCAGGGUCAUAAUUAAAUGACUAAUUGCUAUAUGGUUCAGUUCUUUAAUGGAGUCCCUCUGUUUAUCUUGACCACUUAUGCAAUGACUCUUAGUUUCUAAUUUUGUAGUUUGUUCUUUUAAUUCUUUGUAUUACAAUAUGAAAUGUAGUUAUGUAUGGUAUGGUUACACACUUUGGGGCAGAAUAAAGUCCUGUAUUUUUCUUUCUUUCUUUCUUGUAUCAUUAAGUUCUACUCACAAAUAAAAACUCUUCAAAAGAAAA